Molecule: messenger RNA, 2508 nt
Organism: Fusarium graminearum PH-1
Lineage: Eukaryota; Fungi; Ascomycota; Sordariomycetes; Hypocreales; Nectriaceae
Exons: 5
Coding region: 1-2508 (835 amino acids)
Molecular function (GO): protein binding
Source: RefSeq, a predicted model, not a curated record
AUGUUGAGAAGCACUGCGUCCUGGGCGUUCUUAGCAGCGGCCGUACGCCCAGCUGUCUCUCAGUUUCAUAAUUGGCAAGAUGGCCAAAUUAGCUCUGGAAUAUGUACAUGGGAGCAACCAAGAGCCAUCAUGCUCCGCGAUAUGGUUUACCUUGAUGGCGGCGAUAUUUCAUGGUGGGCUAAAAUGAAUGAUGAAAAAAUAUCAACUGCCCCUGGCUUAGGCAACAAUGCGGGAAUUAUCCUCAAUUUCAACAUGAGCACGCCUUUUAACGCAACUACCAAUUUGACCGCCGUCCUUCUUCACGAUCCAGCCAUGUCUAAGGCUCGCGGGGGCUCGGGAAACAGUAAUAGCGCUGCUCCUAACUUUAUUGACGGUGCCCUUCUUGGUAACGACGAUGAAUUCUUCCUUUAUGGAGGCGAUCUCUUCCAGACCAUUGAGAAGGACGAUUCUCCUGCGAAGGACGAAAUCCUGGGAUAUGAGGCCUAUCAGUAUGGACCAGAUAAGCCGACAUGGAAUCCAGGAUUUGUUGACCCCAAGCUGGACGAGAACGUUACUCGAUAUGUCGCCUAUGGAGGAGCCGUGAACGUGCCAUCCGAAGACCUCGCGUUUUAUUUCUCCGGCUUGCGAUCCCCGACGAAAGGAGAGUUCUUCACAAACAACCCAGACAAGAAAGCAACCAAUAUCUCUGAUACGCUUAUCACGUUGAAUCUGGAAGAGCAAAAGUAUGAGACCUGGACCAAUAAGACACUGAAGGGUGUCAAGGGACGUGCCAAUGCGGAAGUCGUCUGGGUUCCUGUUGGCAAGAAAGGUAUUCUUGUUGUCCUCGGGGGUGUUAUUUAUCCUCAGUGGGCGGGACGAAGUCAAAAAUCGGCGAACGAGGAAGAAAGCAAGAAGCAGAGCCCCAAGUUCAUGCAGACCAUUGAUGUUUACGAUAUUGACAAGGACAAGUGGUAUCAGCAAGAAACUAAGGACGGCCCUGGGGCACGAACACGGGGAUGCGCUGUCGUGGCUACAGCUUCGGACCGUUCAAGCUUCAAUAUCUUCUACUACGGUGGAUUCGACGGAAUCAAUGUGAAAGACUCAUUCAGCGAUGAUGUCUGGGUACUCUCGCUACCGUCUUUCGCCUGGAUCAAGAUCAACGAGGGUAAACCGAUUCAUGCUCGCGCAGGACACAAAUGCUUUAUGCCAUAUCCUGACCAGAUGCUGGUCUUUGGUGGCUACACACCACUCGCAGGAACCCAAAUCACAUGUCUCGAUAAAGGUCCAGUGGUGAACUUCAAUGUUACUAGUGGCGAAUGGCUGGACAGUUACGACCCUGAUGAAUACGGCGACUAUGGCGUCCACAAAAAAAUUCAAUCAGAGGUUGGUGGCGAUGCUGCAGGCGGUGCGACAGUGACCGCUCCUGCGGGUGGUUGGACUACUUCUGCUCUCAAAGAUAUCUUUGACACAAAGUACGACACGAAGAAGAUCAAAGAAUACUGGCCAUACAACAAGGCAUCCUCCACAGGAAGACCUAGGCUUGACAACCCAAGCGAUGGUGACAAGGAUCAAGACGGCGGCGGCAGUUCCGGUCUUCCAAAGUGGGUUGCGCCAGUCCUGGGUGUUGUUCUUGGCCUUAUGCUUGUCACCGGUAUCUUGGUCGUUUUCUGUCUUUGGCGCCGUCGCAAGAUUUUCAAGAACAGCAACAGUGACUACGGGACUGAAGAUCCGGGAUCACGAAUCCGAUCAUGGAUCCGAGGCCAGCAUAACGAAAAGGCUCCCACGGUCACCACUGACGAAACCCCUGUGAGCCCAGGCACCGAGAUGGCCUCGACCACACAGGUCGUCGGGUUAUCACCCUCCCCUGUGGGCACUCCUGCCAAUAUUCCUUCACCUGCUGAGGUGGCUGACACUCAGAUUCAUGAAAUGGCUGAUACCUCACGACCAACUGAGCUCCAUGACACAGGACUCUCGCCGAUCGAUAUCAUACAGAAGUACUCUCAUUUCGCCUCUGACAACAAAACCAAUUCCAUGUCCAACCCCUCCAGCAACUCGUACUCUGUCGGAGAGCACGCAAGUACCGUUUCGAGGUCAACAGAGCCACAUAUGUCUCAGCCCGACUCUCCUACGGCCGGACAUGGUGGCCACACUCGCAUGACGUCUGAUGUAUCUGGUGUGACUGAAAACAGUGGUAGACCGCCUCGGAUAGCGUCUGAUGUGUCUGGUGUUUCAGAAGGCGAUGCAUCUGCUCUCCGACAUAUCACCAGCCCUAUAAGCCCUAGAACCGACGAUGGCAAUAUGCCUUCGCCGCCAUUCUCUAGUAUGACAGAGGAUAUCCUUCCUUCUCCCCCCGCAGACCUCACUCCCUCAUCACCUCAUCUCAAUACAGCAGUGUCUCCUGUUCCCGUGUCUCCUCCUAGUGCAAACGAGGCGCCUGGCCGGGACUAUCUUACGGCCAAGGCCUCAUCAAGCCCGAUCAGAAAGAGCAUGUUUAAGGAGAGUGAGGAAGACAUGGGACAAACGAAGUAG